Molecule: messenger RNA, 1094 nt
Organism: Carassius auratus (goldfish)
Lineage: Eukaryota; Metazoa; Chordata; Actinopteri; Cypriniformes; Cyprinidae
Exons: 2
Coding region: 89-520 (143 amino acids)
Source: RefSeq, a predicted model, not a curated record
CUAUUCUGGUCGAAGUUCCGUGGAGUGAACUUCGCACCUGACACCUUCAGUAGAUUCCGAUGGACAGUGUACUUUAGAUGUGAGUAAAAUGUCUCUAAAACGCGUCAAAUCCAAGCGCAAAUCAAAUCAUAAAAAGAAGAACAAAUCUAAAAUAGUUUCUUCGAACUACGAUCAACCAGCUAAGGAAGAACUCAAGGUUCAAGACGAGCCGCCUGUGCUGAACUCAUCGACGAGCGUGAACAAGAAAAAGAAGUCCGCCAAACAAGCGCGCAUCGCUUUUCUACCAGAGAAAUACCAACCGCUGGUCGAGGAUGAGAUUGUUGACCAUCCACGAGAUGACAAUAUCAAGAAAAAACAAGACAAAUAUAAAAAGUUAAGAAAAAAUAUGGGGAAGGCUCUUCGUUACAGCUGGAAGUGUCUGGUGGUUGGAUUGCAGAAUCUGAGCACAGCCUAUUCUAUGCCGUUGGGUGCCGGUGCCACAAUAGUGCCAGACAUCCACAGAGCCAGAGCUCACGUCUAACACGUGACCCGAGACCAGCCGGUUACAUCAUGAGUAGAACAGUAUAAUCACUGUUGGAUCUCCAUUUUUACUACAGCCACUUAUCUGUGAUAUGAACCUCUGAUUUGGAAGUGCAAUAAAUGUAUUUUUACCACAUUUUUACCACUGUUGGCAAGAGAGAAUUGCAUGGAGGAGACAAAAAUAUUAAGUAGCAGAUGCUGUGAUGGACUGUGAUUAACACUUCUAUUCUAUUCUAUUCUCUUUUGUAAUUAACACACAUUCUUCUGGUAAUGCACAACUCAUUUAAAGGGAUAGUUCACCUAAAUUAUUAUUUUGUGAUUAUUUACUCAUCCUCAUGUUGUUCAAAACCUUUAUGAGUUUGUUUCUUAUGUUGAACAUAAAAUAAGAUAUUUUGAAGAAUGCUGGUAAUCAAAGAGUUGAUGGUACCCAUUGACUUCCAUAGUAUUUCUUUAAAGUCAGUGGAGACCAAGAACUGUUUGGUUCUUCAAAAUUCUUUCUUUUGUGUUCAAAACUCAUACAGGUUUGGAACAACAUGAAGAUGAGUAAAUGAUCAAAACAUUAUAAUUAUAAUUUA